AUGGGCAAGCCGCACGUCGUGCUGCUCACCAAAUGGGAUGUAGCCCGGCUGGUACAGAUCAGAAAAUGUGUCAUGGGCUUGAACUACGGUGCCGCGAGCUUCUUUAUUCUCUCCGAAGCGGGCUCCAUCGGCUGUCCGCGCAAAUCCACGAGCACCAAUGCUGAUCCACGGGUCGUAUUUGCUGUUGGGCACAUCCACAUGUUCGGGAACAGCCUGUACCUUGCCACUGUCAAUCAUUUCCAGCCAGGCAUUCAGCACAUCCUCCAGAGGAUACCAUUUCUGGCGACCGUUCUGCGUGAUGCUCAUGUCGUAGAUAGACAUUCGCAUGAUGGCUGGGUUCGUCUCCUGGUCGAACCUGUACCGUAUUACUCAGCAUUUCAUUCUUAUUCCAGAGGCCAAAAGCAUGAUACUCACACUACGCCUUCUGGGUGGGACGCUAAAUUCGUGGCCGUGUAG
Messenger RNA from Grosmannia clavigera kw1407, 456 nucleotides. RefSeq lists its product as uncharacterized. Lineage: Eukaryota; Fungi; Ascomycota; Sordariomycetes; Ophiostomatales; Ophiostomataceae. The transcript has 2 exons. The record is from RefSeq and is a predicted model, not a curated record. Bases 1 to 456 code for a protein of 151 amino acids.